This is a messenger RNA of Dentiscutata erythropus, 938 nucleotides long. The record is from the annotation of a GenBank genome assembly. Lineage: Eukaryota; Fungi; Glomeromycota; Glomeromycetes; Diversisporales; Gigasporaceae.
GUACAAGUUAUCGUAUGGUUGCAAUAAAUUUACGUCCUUUAGGAAUGGAUGAAUUACUUCAAUCACUCAACUCUCAAUAUGGUGAUAUACUUGAAUUAUGGUUUGGCAGUAAUCGAGCCGUUGUUUUAUGUCAUCCAAAAUAUAUGGUUAAAAUUCAUCAAACAUCUACUAAAAGUAAAUAUAUAAAAAGAUUUCAAAACAUUAAUAAUCCUGAUGGAAAAGAAUAUGGUAUAGUUGAUAGUGGUGUUUUUAAUAAUAAUGAUAUUCACGGUUCUUGGAAAUUUAAUAGAAUGGUUUUUAGUAAUGCGUUAAUGCGUCCAAAGUUAGAUAGGGAUGCAUUACAAUGGACCAUAGAAUUGGUCGAAGAAAUGGAAUCAUAUUGGAAGAGAGCUGGUAUUAUAAUUGAUGAUAAUGAUAUGAAUAAAGCAUUAAUAGAAGAUAAGGAGAUUAUAAAUCUUCCAGAUUGGAUGCGUAGAUUCACUUAUGAUAUGAUUUACAGAAUUGCAAUAGGAACUAAGGGUGAUGCUCUUAACUCUUAUACAAAUAAGUUGUGUGGGUUAAAUACUUAUGAAACUGAAUCAAAUAGUAUCAUAAAAAGUACUCAAACUUAUGCUGAAGGAAUUAUGUAUUUUCGUUUAUUUUCAAAAUUCGUUCGUAAUUAUUUUCCAUAUAUACGAGGAAUUAUUCGAAGUAAUAAAAAUAUAGGUGAAAGAUCGGAAGACGGCGAUGACAUUAAAAAUUCAUUUGUAAUGUUUGGAGGAGGAUUACGUAUGUGCCCAGGAAGAAAAUUAGCAAUGAUUGAAUUAAAAUGUUUAGUAACUAUGAUUUAUAGGAAAUAUGAUGUUGAAUUAGUUGAUAUGAAUGUACCACUUAAAACUAAAUCUACUUUCCUUACAUCUUGUGAAGAGUUAUUAUUUAGGUUAAAAUUAAGAAAAUGA